AUGGCACAUUUGCAAGCUCGCAACCACGUCUCGCCAGACUCGGGAUUCCCGAUCACAAUUCAUCCUGCAUUCAACCCCAAGAUCAAGGCCCACACGCCCCCCGAGCCCUUGAGAGACGAGGUGUUCCCCGACAAAGACCGAGCGUCGUUCGCGGAUCCUGAGAAGAAGGCACUGUUUUCUGUGGCCAAGCGCGUCGACCUGACCGAGUCGAUCGGCACCGUGCUCGAAAAUGUGCAGUUGUCACAGUUGAACGACGCCCAGUUGGACGAAUUGGCUCUGUUGGUCACGGAGCGAGGAGUCGUGUUUUUCCGCGACCAGGACCUCACCACCGAUCAGCAGGUUAAGCUCUUUGAGCAUUAUGGCACGCUGGACCGUCAUCCUGCGCAAAAGGAACAACAGCACGUCAUAAUCAAAGGUAGUCGAGAGGACCAUCGAGAAAUCCUGACCUACACUCCGUGGCCCUCUGGUGAUUUCCACGCCGACACAUCGUUUGAGAUUAACCCACCAUCGUACUCACUUUUAAGGAUGGAAGAGCAUCCCGAUGUCGGUGGUGACACUGCAUGGGUCUCUCAAUACGGCCUUUAUGAUGCACUGAGCAAGGCAUUGCGAAGCUUCCUCGAUGGUCUUCAUGCUGUACAUACCUCGCGGUUACAAUACGAUACCAUCCUUGACCUCUGGGGUGUCGGACCAAAUCGACCCCCGAUCGACACGCAUCAUCCUGCCGUCCGUACUCAUCCCGUAUCGGGUCUGAAGGCAUUGAAUGUAAAUCCGGGCUUCGUCACUGGAUUCGCCGAGUUGAAGAAGAAAGAAUCGGAUAAACUUUUGGAGUUUCUUGAAUAUCAUAUCCACUCGGCCGACGACCACUACGUUCGUUGGAAAUGGGCUGUUGGCAGUGUCGCCAUGUGGGAUAACCGGUGUACUCUCCACCGAGUCAUCCCGGGGACAUACGAAGGCCCUCGCAAGGGCAUCCGUACCACGGUAUUUGGUGAGAAGCCAUACUUUGAUCCGGCCAGCGAAAGCCGCAAUGAGAGAGCUUUACGGUUGAAGACGUUGGCAACGGAUGGCAUCGCUAGAAACGACAAGGGAAAGGAGCCCAAGUGGGAUGGGGCAGAUGUGCCAGCGUAG
Messenger RNA from Exophiala spinifera, 1125 nucleotides. RefSeq lists its product as uncharacterized. Gene Ontology annotation, molecular function: 2-oxoglutarate-dependent dioxygenase activity. The record is from RefSeq and is a predicted model, not a curated record. The transcript has 4 exons. Bases 1 to 1125 code for a protein of 374 amino acids. Lineage: Eukaryota; Fungi; Ascomycota; Eurotiomycetes; Chaetothyriales; Herpotrichiellaceae. Gene Ontology annotation, cellular component: cytoplasm.